AGCUGCCUGGGCCCCAAAGGCAAAGCUGUAGCUGCAAGAUUAGCUGACCUAACGGUUUUUGCUCAGGGUUCAGCCUUGAUGAUAAAAACUGGAUCCAACCGCCUGGCACACCCAACGCAUUCCAGGAAAGCACGUCUCAAGAAAGCAUAGUCAGAGAAACCUAAAAGGGUCGGGUUGUCUCCCCCACCAGCUAGACGCGGCUGUGCCCGGGCAGUCAACGUUUGUGUGGCAGGACGGCGGCUCUCCCAGGCCAGGGCUGACAGCCUGCACGCUCACUCCCGUGUUACCCCUCCCUGGAAACGCUGUUCCUGGAGACCAGACACUGCCAACAGGAGCCGUACAUGAGUAUACAGAGAGCGAGAGCCCAGGCCCCCGGGCAGUGAGAUCCCUCCUUGGGAGACGUGGCUGCUGUGCUGGGGCCCGUGGCAGCUGUGGGCCUUCCCUUCAUGACGGGAGGUGGAGGAGCAGGACCCAGGAGGUGUGCAGGGGGGGCUGAGGGUGCAGAAGUCCCCCGUGUCGUCCAGACCAGAGCUGGUCCAGCACCGACAGCUGUGGGGGCAGGACGCGAUGCAGGCCAUGCAGCCCCCUUGCGAGGCCGAGCUGCCCUCCACGACCCCACAGUUGGCACCGCGGGAUGAGCUCCCCACCCCAGAGCCCUGGCGCCAGCUCUUCCGUGGCCUGCGCUACCGGGAAGCCGAGGGCCCAGGGAAGAUUUGCAGCUGCCUGUGGGAGCUGUGCCGGCGCUGGCUGGAGCCCCAGUGCCGCAGCAAGGAGCAGAUGCUGGAGCUGGUGGUGCUGGAGCAGUUCCUGGCCAUCCUGCCCCCGGAGAUGCAGAGCUGGGUGUGCGGGUGCCGCGUGGAGACGUGUGCCCAGGCCGUGGCCCUGGCCGAGGGGUUUCAGCUGGGGCAGGCGGAGGACGAGAAGCUCCAGGUCACCGUGCGUGUGAAGGUUGAGGAGGGGUCCUCAGUCCAGAUGCAGCCCCCAGGGGCCCUGCUGGACCCUGGUGAUUCCUGGGGGCAGCAGCUGAAGGCCCGUGGUGAGGACAGGCCUCUGGAGGAGGCAGGAGAGCGGGAAACCCCAGGGCCCGAGGUCGAGCUGUCUCAUGUCGCCAAAGAGGAGCCCCCGAACAGCUCGGAGCCAGGUGCCAAUGCCCUGAACAGAGCGGAUCAGCAGCCUCCCGAGGAAGGGCUUGUAAAGCUGGAGCUGCAGAGACCCUCCCCAGGAACACGGGGACAGAACGGCUCCCUGAUGUCUGGGCCCGGCCAGCUGCAGGAGGGACAGGGCAGGCCGGCGAAGCAGGGGCAGAGCAUGGAGCUCCGGGAGGUGUUUGAGGAUGUGGCAGUGUAUUUCAUACGGGAGGAGUGGGAGCUGCUGGAAGAGGAAGACAAGGGGCUUUACCGGGACCAGAUGCUGAGGAACUACCAAGCCCUCGUUUCCCUGGGGUAUCGAGGCCCUGCCCCUGACUUGAUCUGCCGCAUCCAGCGAGGACAGGUGGAGCUCUGGUUCUGUGAUGAUGAGGACCGUGGGGAAAUGCGGAAGUCAGAGGACGUGCUGCCAGGACAUGCCUGGUUGCUGAGCAGAACUGAGGAGCAGGCUUCUGAGGAAGGGCCUGGAAAGCUGGAGCCAGCAUGGGCUUCCCUGGGGAGUAUGGGUGACGUGGAUUCCCUGAGGCCAGUGAAGGACCAAUGGCACAAGGGUCAUAGGAUGCCCCCAAAGCAGGAGAAUGUAGCAGUGACCGCAGUCCCAUCUCUAGUUGGGCAUUGGAGUGAAGAAGGGAAACAAGCCCGAAACAGCCCAAGAUCCAGGGAUGAAUAUGUCAUGCUGAGACACCUGAAGAGGCAGAAAGUAAAGGUGCACUGGAGAGAGACACUGCAUGAUAGGCAAGGCAGUGUGGGGGGCCUCAGAGGGAAGCAGGAGCUCACUGCCAAGCCCAGGGGGAGAGCCCACUCCUGCCCUGAGUGCAGGAAAAGUUUUAGCUGCCCCUCGCGCCUGGCUCUGCACAAGAUAAGGCACGCUGGGGAGAAGCCCCAUGUAUGCUUCACGUGUGGGAAGAGCUUCACCUGCCUCUCGACCCUGGCUGCUCACCACCAGAUCCAUUCUGAACAGCUCCCCCACUGCUUCACCAAAAGGGGGAAGAGCUUUGUGCACAGCUUGGAGCUGCUCAAAACCCAGGAUGUGCACAGGAAGAAGCGUCAGUACCGCUGUGUCACAUGUGGUAAGACCUUCACCCAUUUCUUCUCCCUGGUUCAGCACCGGCGCGUGCACUUGGAGAGGAAGACACACCAAUGCAAAGAGUGCAGGAAGAACUUCAUCAGCUGGCAAGCCCUGUCCCAACACCGGUGUGUGCGGAGGAGGCAGCAGCCACACUACUGCACAAACUGUGGGAAGAGCUUCAGGCAGCCCUCCAGCCUGGCCAGGCACAGGUGCAUGCACACACGGGAGAAGUCACAUCAUUGCUCUGUGUGUGGGAAGAACUUCAUCUCCUCUUCCAAGCUGGCCCAACACCAGGUUGUCCACACAGGAGAGAAGCCACAUCAUUGUUCUGUGUGUGGGAAGAGCUUCACCCGGUCCUCCUCCCUGACCCGGCAUCAGCGUAUCCACACAGGGGAGAAGCCAUAUCAGUGCUCUGAGUGUGGGAAGAGCUUCACCCAAUCCUCCUACCUGGCCCUGCACCUGCAUGUCCACACAGGGGAGAAACCACAUCAGUGCUCUGAGUGUGGGAAGACUUUCAGCAUCGUCUCCAGCCUGACACGGCACAAGCGCAUGCACAAAGGGGAGAAGCCAUAUCAGUGCUCUGAGUGUGGGAAGAGCUUCUCUCAAUCUUCCUCCCUGGCCAAGCACCAGCGCAUUCACACAGGGGAGAAGACACAUCAAUGCUGUGAGUGUGGGAAGAGCUUCACUCGAUCCUCCCACCUGGCGCAGCACCAGUGCAUCCAUACAGGGGAGAAGCCACAUCAAUGUUCUGAGUGUGGGAAGAGUUUCAGCUUUCUCUCCAGCCUGGCCCGGCACCAGCGUGUCCACACAGGGGAGAAGCCAUAUCAGUGCUCUGAGUGUGGGAGGAGCUUCACUUGCUCCUCCAACCUGGCCCAGCACCAGCGCAUCCACACAAGGGAGAAGCCAUAUCUCUGCUCCGUGUGUGGGAAGUGCUUCACCCAAUCCUCACACCUCUCCCGGCACCAGCUCAUCCACACAAAGGAGAAGCCGUAUCAAUGCUCUGAGUGUGGGAAGAGUUUCAGCAUCGUCUCCAGCCUGGCCCGGCACCAGCGCAUGCACAAAGGGGAGAAGCUACAUCGGUGCUCUGAGUAUUGGAAAAGCUUCACCCAUCUCUCCCACCUGUCCAAGUAUCAGCACAUCCACACCCAGAAGCAUCCCUAAUUCUGCCAGCAGUGCAGGAAGGGCUUGGAGAUGUCUGCCUGCUCAGCACCCACCAGUGGUGCAUUCACACAAGCACCCUCAUGCUGGUGGCCUGCAGAAAGAGUUCCCCCAGGCUUUGUCCCUUGUAGGGUACAGUGGGAGUCCAGAGCCCAGACGCUGGCCCCCAAGGUAUGGUUGUGGCGGGGGGUUGGGCUAAGAGGAAACACCUCAGGCUGAAGUCAACCCCGAUGUGGGGGGAGGAGACGAGGAGGAGAUGAUCUUUGCAUCAGCCUUGGAGCCUGUGCAUUCCCCAUCAUUCUCUAACAGUAUUCCCAGGGGAAGACGUGCCUUCACGCCAGGGUGCCUUUUCCUAGAUGGCUGACUUCAGAUGACACCUGGGGACUUUCUGUGGCUUCCUCCCAGCUUUCUCCUUCCUCCUUGUCGAGGGGUUCUGGUAGAUGAGCCCCUGAGUUGCAGGGAGGAAUGCAUUUAUGGCUGUUGAAGCGUAAGGGGGGGCGUGCUGCCCCCCUGACCUCCUCCCCUUUGUUGUAUUUUCUCUCAUGCAUUCCCUGCUACUAAACCCCCAGAACUGGACAUGG
This is a messenger RNA of Alligator mississippiensis (American alligator), 3953 nucleotides long. RefSeq names its product zinc finger protein 135-like. Lineage: Eukaryota; Metazoa; Chordata; Crocodylia; Alligatoridae. The record is from RefSeq and is a predicted model, not a curated record. The transcript is spliced from 7 exons. Gene Ontology annotation, biological process: regulation of DNA-templated transcription. The coding region runs from base 568 to 3375 and encodes 935 amino acids.